UUUUGUGGACUAGACGUUGUCGCGAGAUGCAAAUCUUCCAUUUAGUGUAUUUAUUAGUGAAUUAGAGUCAAAUUAAUUCCGUGGAAUUAUAUUCGACAGUGAAAUAUGUAGAAUACGCGUUGUUGUGUGAGUGUAACGUAAUAUUAAGCCAUUUAUGGAAAACAGGAGAAAUUUUCGCCUAUUAUUACCGAAGUCUGCUUCAUAUCUAAGUAUCCACAACAUCUGGUGUGAUGGCCGAGGAGUGAGAGUGAUGAGCGUGGCCGUUUCUACCGCCGGGGGCGGCAGCCGGGGCGUGGGGUCAGGCGCGUCGCCCCCUCGGGACUUCGAGGAUGACGACGGUGCCGCCACACAGCUCGAGAUGGACAGUUGGAGGCACGACGUCAGGGCCAAGGUGACUGCCCUCAAGUGUCACGUCAUGGCUUCCCGAGGCCUCACGCCCGACGGGCGCAUUGUCGCCCCUUAUUCCCCGACGCUCCUGCUGGAGGGGUCGCAGAACGCCGCCCAUCUCAUCCUCGAUGGCGCCGCCCACUUCGAUCUCGCCAAUAGUUUCCUCGGUGGAGGAGGAGCAGCGAAGGGGGAGAAUGGCAUCCACCACCCCAGCAGUAGCGAGGAAGAAGAAGGCGACGAAGACGCCUACGCCGACGAUGAGACGCUCUCCCUGGAGGACGUGCAGUUCCGCCUGCAGGAGUCUGAAGAAGUCGUCGCCAACGGCCACCACGACGGCGGCGGCGGCGGUGGAGGCGGCAAAGGGACGACAACGACUUCUACGGCGCCUACGUCAGGAGCGACCUCACCCUUCCCCCCCUCCUCCUCCUCGCCAGCCAAGUCUCUGUCGAACCUCCCCGUGCAAUCUCAGACUCCCGCCGCUGCUACCUCGUCGAGGCCCUCCUCCUUGAACGCCUCGCCCUCCAAGAAGACCCUCGAAGUGAACGGACACACUCUAAACGGGUCGCUGGAGGUCAAUGGGACGACGGAGUCGUUCUCUUCCUCCAAGGACGGCGUGGUGGAGGAGAUAGUGACUAUAGAGGGUGAGGAGGAGGAGGAACCUGAGGUUGAGGUCGAGGUCGAGGUGGAAGCGGGCGAGGAGCUGUAUAAAGUGAAGAAGGAGCUCAAGCACAAGGAGGAGGAGGUCCUCAAGCUCUCCAGGAUCAGGGACGAGGUCGAGAACGAACUGCAGGAACUCACUGCGAACCUCUUUCAGGAGGCGCAUAGUAUGGUUCACAAUGCCAACCAGCGAGCAGCCAGUGCUGAGAGGUCCCUUAGGGAGGCCAUGAUGCAGGUGGAAGUUCUACAGGCAGAAGUUACUGCCCUGAAGGCAUUGGUUAUCACAUCCACACCUGCAUCCCCAAAUCCUCACCUUCAUCCUCAGCUCAUAACAAAAAGCGUCACUGAGACAGGAAAAAAGAUAUUCCAGCGAGGUCACCGUAAAUCUCCUUCAGACUUUGAUCUGAAAUAUGGUCGGGACACCACUCCUCCCAGCUCCCCAUUGAAAGAGAGUCGAAUAAACGACGCAGCGGCACAUUCCCAGUUCUCUCUGGACCCAGAGUGUUGGGAGGUCAGUCUCUGGAGGAAUUUGGUCAUCUGUCCAUAUACAACUUGGAAUAAGGUUGAUCCUGUGGUUCACAAGGAGUUCAUCAUGUGGAAGCAAAACCCUACGCUGGACAGAAGUGACCCCUUUAUGCAACGAGUAUAUGAAGAAGACAUAGACCUUUGUCUCGCCUUUCCUAACUCCACUUUAGCUCAUAAGGUUCAAAAAGCCAUAGAGGAUAAUGCAGUUUUUAUCGAGGAAGUGAAUCCUCGACAGAAGAGCAGUUGUCCCAAAGUUGAUCCCGAUGAAACCAGGAAAUGUGUGCUUUUAGAUGUUCCUCGCUUCUGCAAAUAUCGGUUUCGGCUUGGCGAAUCAGAUGACAACUGGUACUACAUAUCUCAGUUAGCCCGUAAUAGGAUUAUAGCUAUUUGUGACUUCCUCAACUACUUACGAUAUAUUAAACUUGGUCUAGUCAAAAGUUCAAUCCAUGACGUAUACUGGGAGAUAGUGAAGUUACGACGACAGAUGGCUCUGGCUCGACUUGGAUUCUGAGGAACUCCUGAUGAUCUUCAAAUAUUAAGCAAAUGUCAUGGCAUUUUUGCAGGUGAGAGAGUUGUCACAGAAUACUCCAGAACUUAUAGCUUGACAAGUAAAAUACCCAAACAGAAAAGUGUGCUAGAAAAAACAGCACCAAGAGUGCUAGAACUUUUUAAGUGUAAAUAAAAUGUACAAGAUUAUAGUGAUUUAGUUUAAGUUACUCAUUCUGUAGGACUUAGUAGAAUAUCUUUUGUGAGAUAAAGGAAUUUAUGAUCUGUAAUGUAUAUUAUUUCAAGAUGUAAAUAUGCCAUUAUAUUAAAAAAUCCUAAAGUUAUUUUUCAAUCUAACAGUUUUAAUAACAGCUAUAUCGAUGGAAACCAGCGAGUACUAGCUAUAUACAUUCAUCCAUGAAACUUAUAUUUAUGUUCAAAAUGUCGUUUCAUAUUGCUCCCCAUCUUUCUGUAUGUGGAUGGAAAGAAUCUUAAAAAUAGUGAUGAUAAGGCUUUAGUGUGUUGACUUUGGGAAAAAUACUGUGAUAGCAAUGAAUUCAGUUAUGAAAUAAGAAGUAUCUCUACCAAUGUUACUAUAGAGCGUUUAGGAGAGACUUGGUUUUAUUAUGUUGAAAUAGGUCUGAGUGCACUUCCAUUUAGUUUAUCAUGAAGCAAAGUAAUAUUCUAAUUCCCUAUGAAAUACAAGGUCACAGUUUAUGUUUGUGUUUGACUAUUCAGGUCAUUUAAAACAUAAUUUAUGACAAAUACUCGCAGUUUGGCACAUUGCCCUGCAUGAAGUGGUUGCACAGCUAAACUACCUCGUGGAGAAUUUUGCUGUUAUUAUGGUAAUUCCCAUGUAAGUGUUUUCUGUUUUGUAUGGAUUUUGUUUAUACUUUGUCUCUAAUCUUCUUUAAAAGCCAGGUGUGAAUAGUGAUACACAAAUUUUGGGGAAUUCCUAAUAUUUUAAAGGCACUUAAAAUUUAAUCUAGUGCAACUGGGAAAAGUUUUGAGUUUCUGUAAAGUUAUGCUAUAUCUAGUGCUCACUGCUUCUGCUGGAUGCUGUGAAUUUCGUCAAGAAAAUAUUUUUAGUAGAUGGCACUGAAACUGUAUAGGGCCAGCGAUAUGUAUUUUUAUAUGAAACGGUGAUUAUAUGCAAAAUCCCAGCUCAUAAGCUUGUAAGGGAAUUGCUGUAAUGUUAUGCAAAUUUUAUUAGUUUUUGCAUUUUUGUUUUGUGUAUUUAUAUACAGUAAAUGCAUGGACUAUUGCCAAGCUCAUUUCAAAUGUCAAAGCGUAUAACUGUUGAAGUAGUCACAGUGCAGUUCUGUCUGAAAAUUUUUAUUGUCACUUGUUCAUCUUGAACAAUCCCAAAUUGUAAUGUGGAGCAGGUUAUGUAAUCAUUUAAUUUACCAGUGAUCAACAAUAUUGAUUGAUGCUCAACAAGCAUAAUUUCAUUGUUCCUUAUGUAAGGGCCAUUAAAGGUUUUGCUCGAUUCAUAACAUUUCCAUAAAUAACUAAAUACGUAAAUAAUUAAAUAAAUAAAAAAAAUAUAUAUAGACUUUAUGUAUAGUUUACAUUAAGAGUAAAUUUGUAUUUAUGCAAAACAAAACAAAAAUAAUUAUUUUUCUAAAUUUUUUUCAACUGGUGUACCUACGGAGGUUAUCAGUAUAUACUGUGGAAAUUUUAUUAUAACUUAAAUAUGCAACCAGUAAUUCAUUCUUGAUGAUUUAACAUGGUAUUUUCUAAAUUAAUUGAAAAUAUGCACUUGCACUUCAAACUGUUAAGCAUAUUGUUUAUGAAAGAUUCUAAAUUAGUUGUUUUACAUCUCAUUGUUUAGAAAAAAAAAUAAGAAUAAUUAAUUUGAAGGAAUGUGUGCUUUACGUGAAUUUAUGGGUAAAUAUGCGGGGUCCAAUAUAAAUUGUUACACACUAAUCUGAAAGCUCAACUUUUUUUUUCCAGUUAUAAAAUUCAAGGCUUUAGCAGACUGUGUAAGAUUUAUGUACUGUUAUUUGAAGAUUGUCCCUAUUUUAAAUCAGAGACAGGGGUAAUGUGAUUGUGAAUUAAUGCCCUUACAGUGUGUAUACAUUACAUAGCCUACUGUUAGUUUGAGGUACUCAUACACAAAGCAAAAAAUCGUGGUUAUAUCUGCAUUGUACAUUUCUGUAUCUUAAUGUUAGUAUUAUAUUUUCUUGCAACAGUUGUCUUUCAUUAGAUAUACUGAAAGAAAUUAUUUGCAGUCACAAUUAUUAAUUUUAGUCAAUCACAAUAUUGAAGGUUUAAUUUUGUACAAUUAGUGAAGUGUGAAUCUUAUUCCAGCAGCUGAUCUGAAAAUUUUAAGUCUGAUCAAAAGGUUUAAAUAAUCAGUCUGCUUAACCAGGUGAAAAUGAUCCCUUCUCAUGCAGCAUCUCAAUCUUAAUAUGGCAUGAUAUCACAUAAUAGGUUACAUUUUUUCUAAUUCUUAAAACUUGCUUAUAGGUAAGAAACUGUACUUUCUUUGAUUAGAGUAAGAAAAUGGGAGUAUUUUGCACUUUUCAGAAUACAUAAUGGGAAAUGUGCUCUCUGCAUAAUUUUUCAUUUACACCCCCUCAAAUUGUAUCCAUUGUUAUGGUUUGUUUGUGUUGGAACAGUUUCAUCAGUAAAACAACGUGAAUGACAAUUGCUCCUAGUUUUUUAAUUGAUAUAACUGUAUUUGUAUUGUGUAGUCUUCCGAAAGUCUCUCUAGAGGUCAUAAAUAUUCGAUACUCAUUUUGUUUAGUGUUUGCGAAGACGAUCUCAGGUUGUGUGGCUUGCAAUUUUCUUUAUAUCGUUAUCAAUGUGAUUCCUAUGUUAAGAAGCAAACCAGAUGCCAUAUUAAACAAAUUAAACAAAUCGUGUGGAAAGAUGUGGUAGAACAAAAGGUGACAUGGACUGGACAUGAAACAAGUUUUAAUAUUUUAUGCAAAGUAUAGUCUAUGAACAGUGUAGUUCUGUAAGUGAUGGCUCAAGUUUAUAGGUCCAAAUCUCUUUUGAAAAUUUUACCCACACUGAAGAAUAUGCCAUAGAUAACUUUAGAUUGUAUUUUGUGUAUUUAUUAAAAUAUAUUGUAUAUGCAGUUGUACAUUUUCUGUACAAUAUCUUGUGUAAAGUAAACCUCUACCUAAUUUUCAGCUCGAAAACAGUUUAUGAUGUAUUUAAGCAGAUGUUUUCUCUUUCUCUGUUCAAAAAUUUUUCGUUUAAUCUCAGGCUUUGUUAGAGAAAUGACCUUGGAUAAAAUUCCAAACUCUGUCAGUCUCAAAGUUACAUAUUUAAACCAAUUGGUUGCUAGUAUAAAAGUAACAUUGAUGAAAGAAAUGUGUAAAUAAUACAUACUUACAAACUUUAUAAUCAGUACCUCCACUUUUACAGUUAGUUUUCCCCAUACUACUUCCUUUCUCAAUUUUUCAUGUUGCAAACGUAGGAAAAAGAAAUCAGUGGUGAUAUUGUAAAAUACAUUCACAAUCAUUUUUAUUGUGAAUUCUUACAUUUUACUUUACUGGUAAAGUGAACACUUUUAUGAAUGAAUACUGAGUGUAAUAAAAUAUUUAUAAGA
Macrobrachium nipponense is the source of this 5620-nucleotide messenger RNA. Its product is annotated as guanine nucleotide exchange factor for Rab-3A-like. The record is from RefSeq and is a predicted model, not a curated record. The coding region runs from base 155 to 2080 and encodes 641 amino acids. Gene Ontology annotation, biological process: exocytosis. Gene Ontology annotation, cellular component: Golgi to plasma membrane transport vesicle. NCBI's taxonomy places the organism in Eukaryota, Metazoa, Arthropoda, Malacostraca, Decapoda, Palaemonidae. The transcript has 9 exons. Gene Ontology annotation, molecular function: guanyl-nucleotide exchange factor activity.